Coregonus sp. 'balchen' is the source of this 21534-nucleotide messenger RNA. Lineage: Eukaryota; Metazoa; Chordata; Actinopteri; Salmoniformes; Salmonidae. The record is from the annotation of a GenBank genome assembly.
GGUGAAGCGCAGCAUCAGCACCAGUAACUGAUGCGCGUCCCCGUCCCCGGCAGAGGCUACCCGAGAUCCCGGGAAGAGGAGUUGGAACUGCGCGAGUUAAAGUUGGGAAAAGGGGGGUGAAAGGAUGCUACCGUGCCCUGUGGAGAGGAGAACACAAUCUACGAUCUAAUUAACAGAGCAUGUGCGGAGACGCUUGUCCUCUGUAAAGGAUGAUUUGCAAAAUAUUGAGCAUAAGCCUUUUAUUUUGGGGUUUUCAAGAGUGCUCAUCACGUAAGUCUUGUGAAACAGUAAUGGUAAUUUCUGUCAGUGUCUUGUCAUUUCUUAGCCAAUUGCUGUCAGAUGAAUUAAAUAGCCUAAGCCUGUAUAUGCAGCAUAUUGAUAACAAUAUUGACAUAAAAAGGGGAUUCAUUGUAAAAAUGUGAAUCAAGAUAGAAGUGGCUAAAAGCUCUGGGCAAUAGGUGCAUCUUUGAAGGGCAGAACAUCUGAUUUAAAAUGACCAAUAAUCAUCAAAACAUUGUAUAAGGGUUCACGAUGGCUGUUAUAUUUUACACAGUUUCAUAUUCUAUAUAUUUUUGCGUUGAAUUCUGAGAUAAGUGAAGUGGCAUGGACUGAGGGCGCGCGGCGGUUACAGUCUCGCACGGGGCUUUCUGCAUUGCAGUGCUUUCUCGCGCCAGCGUGCAAGUUUCUGCAUCGCAUGGUUCAUUUCCCGGCCACCUCUCUAGCACUCUGUUACGGUCAUGUCAAAUAACCACUGUGUCGUAGAGAAUAUCCCAAACUGUAUGAUAAUGAUGGCUCUGAAAAUGUGGUUUCUUAUCUGUAAAAGCAGCAGGAAUUAAUAGAGCCGUGUCCUAACCUGCCUGCCGCGUGCGGGACCACCCCAAUGCAGUACUUUCGCAGAGUGUGUGCUCAUCACCUGUCCACGAGCCCAAUGUCUCCUUCAUCUAGGAACACGCAUGACGCGGCAAAAAUUCCUAAUAGGAAUUCCGUGAUCAAUGAUGUAUAUUGUUUUUUAAUUGUCGCUUUUGAUGUGGUUGUACAGGAGGGUAUAACAUGCAAGGUCAUAUGAAGAUGGAUUUGAGAUGCAUGUGGAGAAAAAACUUGGUGGUGUGUUUUUCCUUAAAUCAAUGUCGAGACGAUUACCUCAGCAAAUCUGAACUCCAUUGAUCAUGAAUGAAUUAAAGGCUGCAGCGUGACUCAUCACCAAGCUGUUUAAAAAAAAAAAAUAGAUAGGGUGGUGGGGAGGGAAAGGGAGGUAGGGUGUAGGGAGAGAGAGGGGGACGGUGGGCUAGGACCACCUGACACCAUGAUAUGUGAAUGUACCAUGUAAAGGUAUAAACUUUGUUAAUUCACUUCAUAUCACUGCAUACAGUACAGUAAACAGGGCAGGUAGUGUGUUUUUCUCUCUCUAGGCUAUAUUAGUGAUUACUAGUGAGUACUUAGUGCCCCAGUGCCCUCUUGGUGCUGUGGCGGUGUUAGCCUACUGUAAGAGGAUCACCCAGGCAGGCUAUCCUGGCUGCUGGACAGAUAGAGUGAUUAAGGUGGGAAUUAAAUAUCUGGGACAUUUGGGUGUGAUAUUGUGGUGAGUUGUACUGUAUGUCUAUGUCUGGUACAUUUGGUUGUAUAAAUACAUUGUGAACACUUGUUAUGGUCAUGUAGUGUGAAUUGUAUUUUUUUUUGUGGUGUCACAUGGAUUCCAUUUUGGGGAACUAGGUGGGGUUAUGGUAUCCAUGUGUGUGUUGGGGUAACCACACUGGUCAGUUUUUCUAGAUGUGUUUACACCAGUAGAGUAUUUAGCAUUUUGUUCUGUGGUCUAUUGUGUUACUACUGUAUGCCUUCAGUAUUGAGGGAAGUUGGUUGUAAGUACUGGCUAUUAGGGAUGCAGUAUCAAACUACUGUGUUUGGAAGCUGACUGCUUUACUGUGAUGGUGUCGUGGUGUUUUACUCCUGUGGUUUGGCCUGCCGGCCUGUGUAUCUGGGUGGUGGCAGGCAUAUGAAGCAGUGCCCACGACUCAGGCUGUGAGUCAGGCAGGCAGGCAGGCAGCCAAGCAUAUACUGUAAAUCUUUUGUAGAUGGGAUGUGAUGUACACAGUGUAACUGAGCCAGAUUAAAAUGGAGACUCCAUUCCUGGGACAUGCUCAUCUGGGGUGGGGCUAACACACAGCAUUGCUGGGGCACUCCUACUAUGCUACUGCCCUUGCAGCUGUGUGUGUGUGUGUGUGUGUGUGUGUGUGUCACAGGAGGUUGGUGGCACCUUAAUUGGAGAGAAUUGGCUUGUGGUAAUGACUGGAGCGGAAUCAGUGGAAUGGUAUCAAAUACAUCAAACACAUGGUUUCCAUUUUGAUGCCAUUCGAUUUGCUCCGUUCCAGCCAUUAUUAUGAGCUGUUCGUCCCUCAGCAGCCUCCUGUGGUGUGUGUAUGUGUUUAUUACUGUGAAAAUGUGUAUGUAUCUGUUUGUGUGUGUGUGUACUGAUGUGUGUUGUUCCGUCUUGGUGUGCAUCUCCAUUCCUCACAGAGACUAGUUGGGACAUGUGGUGUGUGUGUGUCUGUGUGUGUGUGUGUGUGUGUGAGUGAGUGUGAGUGAGGGGAAUUGAUACGGAGGAUAGAGGUGCACCAAUGUGGAAACUUUGUUCUGUUCUAUUCUUAGACAGAUGCGGGAUGCUGUGGGAUGAUGGUCCUGUAUAUGAGAUGGUUUGGGACUUUGAUGUCUUUCAUAUUUUGCUUACUUUUUACUUUCCCUCUGUCCUCCCUGUUGGCAGGCAGACUCUCCCCACUGUGAGGCCUGACUUUGGCUAUGAAUAAUUCACAGUCUGUACUCUAACACGCAACCUGCCUUCCACUCUGUGUGCCACACAAUCCCAAUACAAAAAAUUCAGGCAUUUAACAUUAGGAUUCGUGUCUCCAAACCAUAAAUGAAUGAGAGAUCCUAAAGCAAAGAUCCCUGAAAAGCCCAGAUAUUCAUCACACUGUACAUCGUUUAUCAUGGGCCACUGCAUGAUGUGUCCGGAGGAGGCUGUUUCAAUAUGCACAACAAUUGUGAUGUGUCAGCCCAGACAGCCCCAGCCCCAUGCAGCCUCUCCACCCCACAGUAACACUAGACUGAUGCGUCAGCAUCUCUGAUAGGCCGGCAGCAGCUCUUCACAGUUACAGCCAACUGAGCCAAGCCAUUCCCUUAAUGAUAGUUGGAUUGAGAGAACCCCUGGUGGUGGUUUAGAGACGGAGAGAGAGAGAGAGAGAGAGAGAGAGAGAGAGAGGAGAGAGGAGAGAAGAUAGUGACAGAUACAUAGCGAGGUCGCUAGAGCGACGAGAGAGACGCCCGCGGUGGCGCUGAGAAGGUGACGGUGACACUCGUCGAGACGCGAUAGCAGUGAGCGCUAGCAGAGUGGCUUCUUUCGCGCGAGCGCUGCGAUAGGACCUUGACGAGAAGCGGGGGUGAAUGUUCUCGACGCUCUGGGUACAUAUUUUAGUAACUGCGACACAGCGACGCCAACUCGAGAGGUAUUUGAGAUCAAAUGAGAGGAAGAGAGAGGGAUGGUGUAAGGUAAAGAGCUCCCUCAUGAUUUUUGGCUCAAGGAGUAGAGAGGAGAGAGGAGAGAGAUAAUGAGAGAUAGAGAUAGAGAUAGCGAGAUGAAGAGAUCACGAUGAGCUUGAGUUAGAAUAGAAGAGAAGGAGGCGAAAGAGAAGAGUGAUGGAGAUGUUCUAGUGAGAAGAGGUAGGGAGUUUUGCAGUCGGAUGGAUGGAAGAGCGAGAAGUCCUUCAUAGUGGCGUGGAAGGGAUCCUAUUGCUCUCUGCCUGUGGCGCUGGUUCUACAGUAUGUCUCUUAGUGGCAGCCUGGGUUAACCUACAGUAGUCCUAUUGCUCUCUGCCUUGAGUGGCAAGGCCUGGGUUAACCUCCAGUAGUCCUAUUUGCUCUCUGCCUUGAGUGGCAAGGCCUGGGUUAACCUACAGUAGUCCUAUUUGCUCUCUGCCUUGAGUGGCAAGGCCUGGGUUAACCUCCAGUAGUCCUAUUUGCUCUCUGCCUUGAGUGGCAAGGCCUGGGUUAACCUACAGUAGUCCUAUUUGCUCUCUGCCUUGAGUGGCAAGGCCUGGGUUAACCUACCGUAGUCCUAUUGGCUCUCUGCCUUUCUCUAUGCCUUUAAUACCUGUAGUUCUUCUCCACCCUCUACAACCCUCUAUACUGCUCACCAGGGAAAUUAACAAAAAUCUAUGUACCUUAAACUGGAAGUAAACUUGAACUUCUAUUAGUGUAGGGUUAUAGGCUUUGUUGUUGGAGUUAGCUGAAGAAUCAUUGACUUGACAAACAAACUAUAGGCAGCAGAGUAUUGUACUUCAUGACGUACUGCAGUAACAGUGUGUUCUCAGUCUGUAAUGUCUGCAGGAGAGGAUCACGGGACAUGGCCAGAAAGGUCACCCAGUCCAGACUCAGUUACCCAGACAGAGACACUAUACUAUAACACUCAAGGUCAAAGGCAGCACAUUUCUCUGGCUCAGCUGAUUUCUUUCCACCCGAAUGGACUUGUCCUUGGAUGACAGCGUUCACGGUCCCGUGACAGAUUGAGCUGUUGUGACGGUGGGAAAUGGAAUGGAAGGUGUUUAGGCUCAGAGUGGGUGGCAUAGUCUACUCCUGACUGUUAUGACAAGGACCUCUCUGCCUGACCAGUUCAAUGAUGCUGUCUCACAGACUGUGUACAGAGAGAAGGUUUUAUUCUUCAGCUGAGGUUAUCCCCUUACAGUUUUUAAUGUUUGAGCUCUUCCGCUCCGACGCUCCGACGCUCCAUUUAUUUUCUCCCUCUUCAAGAGCUGUUCUAAAAGAGUCUGCACCCUCACUCACCUCCCUCCAUCCCUCCAUCCCUUCCCUCCUCCCUCCCUCUGCAGCCUGAAUACUAACUAGUCUCCCUUUUUCUCGACCUCUCUCUGUCGCUCCCUGUCUCCCUCCCUCAUCAGUUUGAGCUCAGAGUAUACUGUAUUAAUAGAAGCUACAAUGGGGAAACUAGUUUUGUGUCAUGGAGAGGAUUACUCCAAGACAUGACGGUGGGGGGCGGAGCAUUGUUUUAGCCUCCCAGAUCUGUUUUCUACUGUGAGAUUUGUGUCUCUCUUUCUUUCCCCCCUUGUCGUUUUUUUCUCUCCAUCUUCUCAGCCUGUUUGUCCAUCUGUCUAUUCCUUUCCUACCUAUGUACAUGACUCUGAGCUGGGAGGAGGAGUAACAGACAUGUUAUGACAUUGCAGAAGAUAAGGCAGUGUUUUCUAGCGACCAUGGCGAGGACAUAGUGGGUUUAUCUGUGCCAAUGACAAGAUUAGGCAGAAUUAUAGUGAUUCCUAAUUGCUGAGGGUAUUUAUCGAGGAUGGGGGACGGCGGAUGAGACAGACGGUUGAUGAGACGAUGAGGGGACGCCUCUGAUUUAUUUUGCUGCUAUCUGUCCACUAGGCACCCGUAGAAUAACACCAGCUAUCACCCUGAGAGACAGACAGGGCCUCAGUUAGUAUCAUUAACUGCAUAGUAUAUCAUGCAAAACAGAUGCAUAUGAUUACACACACACACACACACACACACACACACACACACACACACACACACACACUCGAACUCUUCAUUUCCAAAUGUGUUUGCAAUGCUGAAAGCCCUCUGCAUAUUACAUUUAUUUCUUUAGCUCAAUAAAAAGGGGACGGGUGGAGGUUCUCUUCUUGAUAAUGAUCAUUCAUCUCACAGGCACAGUGGAAAUAAAAUACUUACUGGCUUCUGGUUUCAUGCCUGACUCAAUCCACCAUCCAUUACUGCUGAAAUAAAGAUAUUAGCUAGGUCUAUGUAUCUUUAUCUGGGAGGAGAUCUUAGGACCGAUGAUUCGAUUCAUCACUACAGCUCCACCUGUUUUUAAGGAGCCAUUUUAUACUGUAGCAUUACAGUUGACUGCACCAUGCACUGUGCAAAUGGAAGGUCAUAUUCUGGAAGGGUUAUUACUGCACACCACAGAGAGGCCUAAUUAGUCUGUGCUUUUAUUUUCAUGCCUCUGAAUGUAAUCAGACUUUUUGAAUGUUCCUAGCUUGUGCCCAACUACAGUACAGAUUAUGCAGUGCCUAAUUAGUUGCAAUCCAAAGUCUGUCCCUUAUCUGUGUGAGGAGAGGCUCCACUAGACAUGUUGGGGUUUGAUCAGCUGAAAUCCCUUAUGUUAUCAUGUGAUUUGAACAGUUUUGGAGAAUGAUGUAUUGUGUAGUCUGAGAAUUACUGUAAUCUCUGUGUUUAACCGCCUCUUCUCUCUCUCUCAUCUUUUGUUCUAGAUGAAUGUGUUGAUCCCUUGGUAUCUUCGCUCUAUGCCAACUCCUUCUUGGCCUCUUCCAGAUAUAACUUUUUGUACUCAGCCAACUUUGCCAAAUUGUAUGGUUAGUUUUCUUUUUCUUAACUACUUCAUUGAUGAAUUUGUUGUUUUAUGUAGACUAUUUUGUGUUGUGUAUGUGAUUGGAUGUUUUCUGUUGUGUAUAUCGCCUAUUAACUACAGUAUGUGUGUGUUCUGUGUGAUGAGAACUGUGUGUGUGUGUGUGUGUAUGCAUGGCCAGUGUGUGAAUAUUGCCUAUAUCUAUGUGUGUGUUUUGUGUGUAAUGAAGUCAGAGUGUGAGUUCUGGUUGAUGACGUGUGUGUGUGUGUUGCGUUCUUCCUCCAGGAAGCAGUGGCUGGUCCCCAUCCCCCCGGGACAGACAGCCCUGGCUGCAGAUCGACCUGAAGAGGAAGUACCGCAUCCAGGCCAUCGCCACUCAGGGCACCUUCAAUUCCUAUGACUGGGUCACCAAGUACACCCUUCUCUAUGGAGACCGCCCCGACUCCUGGACACCCUACGUCAUGAAAGGAGGAAACUCGGUAGGGGGGGGGGGGAUAGUUUACUCAAAUUAUUUGUUAUAUGUUCUCAGCUUGAAAGUUGUCUAUAGGCUAGGAGUGACUGGUCUGAAGAUGAUUGAAUUAGGACAUUUGAGUGAACUAUCCAUUUAGGUUGGGGACUGUCAGGUCAAAAAACAGUGAUUCUAGUGUAAUUCUUGGCACAGACUUCAAAUCAAUGUCUAUUCCACGUUGUUUCAACAUAAUUUCAUUGAAAUAACGUGGAAACAACGUUGAUUCAACCAGUGUGUGCCCAGUGGGUUGUUUGAUUUCAUGUUAAUUUAAGAAAUGUUCACCAUUAUUGCAUUAUCCCUCAGUGAGAGUGUCUGACAACACUAAUCUGCUUUCAUCUGUUCAUCUGCAGUAAUUUGGUGAGCCAGGCGACACUGCACUACAGUGACUGAAUUACUCUUCUUCUCUCUCUCUCUCUCUCUCUGCUCUUCACAGACGAUGCCUGGGAACUGGAACUACCACCAGGUGAAGAGGAAUGUGUUCCACUACGCCUUCACAGCCAAACACAUCCGCCUCCUGCCCCUGGGGUGGAACACAGAGAAUGGAGGCAAGAUCGGUGUCAGGCUGGAGGUGUUUGGCUGUGCUUACGGUAAGGACACCUUUCACCAUCAUUGUAACUAUAAUUUGCUGUAGGAGUCUUCUUCGAACUCUCAAGAUAGCUAGCGUAUAUGAAUGUCUGUCAAGAGAGACUACUGUAGGACAUUCAUCCCUAUACUUCAUUUUUAUUUAACCUUUAUUUAACUAGGCAAAUCAGUUAAGAACAAAUUCUUAUUUACAAUGACGGCCUACACCGGCCAAACCCGGACGACGCUGGGCCAACAGGGGGUCUGUAGUGACGCCUCAAGCACUGAGAUGCAGUGCCUUAGACCGCUGCGCCACACCUAUCCACCAACUGCUACUAACCUAAUGAAUCCCACUUGAUGAAGCACCACUCCACCAGUAAAUGCCAAAUCAAUACCACACUCAACAGUCAUACAACUAACACAGUUAACAGUCAGUAACUAACCUCAACAGUCAAUUGAGUCAACCCUCACAACUCAAUGGCUCCAACGUCAAACAGUAUCUAUCAAACAUAUAUCUACACCAUUUCACAGGAACACUUUUGAGCCUCUUAACUAUUUGAAUCUUCAUAGGACUACAAAUGUGCCAUUCAACCUCUAACAUAUAAACACUUUCCCCUUCUCUCUCGGCCAGAUUCUUACGUGAUGCAGAUGAACGGGGACGACUCGGUAGCCUACAUGUUUCCAGGGAAGAGGUUCCGAACCCUGCAGGACCAUUUUGCCGUGAACUUUAAGACCCUGGAGCAGGACGGGCUGCUGCUACACAGUGAGGGAGUCCAGGGAGACGUCUUGACCCUGGAGCUGAAGAAAGGACGCCUCGUCCUCACCAUCGGCCUAGGUAAGAUGUGUGGGGUAUGGCUGGGCAGAGACUCUAAACUGGUCAGAGUUCUCUAUGCCAUAGAGGGAGGACAGAUAAGAAGCAUUCUGACCAGUUGGUCUGUGAAGUAUCAAAUCAAAGGAAAUUAAAUCUGUUUAUUGUCAUAUACACAAGAUACGGGGUACAAUGAAAUGCCUAAUGGCAAGGAACAGGAAUAUUAAUGUUGUGGGGUGAUUAUACAAUCUGAUAGGCUGGGAUAUGGUUUAGGAAUUUAGUUUCCUAGAUUAGAUUUAAUUAUCUUUACUGGAUGAAAAACAGGGCGUGAAUAUCCCUGUCGAUCCUCCAUUACUGCUGAAAUAGACACUAGGCUUCUGUAUCUGUGAGGAGAACUCAGGUUGGUAUAGCCAUUACCUCAGCUCCACCUUCUCUAAAGGAAACAUUUAUAGAAAAAUGUAUAUACACGUAACUGUAAGUCGCUUUGGAGAAAAGCGUCUGCUAAAUGGCAUAUAGCUAUAGCUAGAACUUGUUUUGCAGAGCGAGCUUGACUAUUGGGUUAGUUUUACCCAGCAGUAAUCCCAUCAUCCUUUCAAAUUCUUAUGUCAUUCAUUUCCGUUCUCCUAUCAUAGGAAGCAGUACGGUCAACCAGGUGGACGGUCGGACCACAAUGACCGUUGGCAACAUACUCGAUGACCAGCACUGGCAUUACGUCACCAUCAAGCGCUUCGGUCGACAGGUCAAUUUCACAGUGGACGCCCACACAGAGACAGCCAUCUGCAAUGGAGAUUUCACCUACAUAGACCUGGACACUCAGGUUGGUCAUAGAACUAGACGCUAAGGUGUGUCUGGACAUGUUUGUUGUUGUUGAACAUUAUAAGGUAGUGGGCCUGGAGAGUUUGGAGUCAGGCUUGUGACAGUGCUCCAUAAGGACAGGAAUGAUGUGGUCAUUGAAGGGGUCAAUGGUCGUAGACAGAGAUCAGCCUACUAUUUACCUGGCGCCUGCUAGUCAUUCAGGGUGUACUUGGUUGAUAAACAGAUGAUCUAAACCUAAAAAUAAAUGUGUGGCCUUGAGUAUAAUAUUCCAUUCAUCAUAAGUGUCCAUUUAUCUAAUGUAUUCCUCUCCUGGUCCUCUCCUAGUUGUAUGUGGGGGGAGUGAUUGAGCCCAAUGUACCCCACCUCCCAGAGGUUCCUAACUUCCGUGGCUGCCUGGAGAAUGUCUUCAUCAACGGGAUCAACAUCAUCAACAUGGCCCAGGACCAGGAGCCUGAGAUACGCAUCCCUCGGCAGGUGCAGCUUCUCAUCAUACUUCACCUCUGCAUCGCGUACUCAUUUACCUACACACACAAUUUACCUGUGACCUACAGUGAUGUUGCUAAUCUUUCUUCAUAGUUUGUUGUAAAUACAAUAAUUAUUUCCUCAUACCUCAUGUUCUUUUUCUCAGAAAAAGAUGCACUACGCGUGCCGUGACAUUCUGUGGAAACCCAUGACCUUCGCCGGGCCCAACAACUACCUGCAGGUGCCUGGGUUCUUCAGGAAGCCUCGGAUGUUUGUCAAGUUUAAGUUCCGUUCCUGGGACUACACAGGCCUGCUGAUGUUCACACGCUUUGCUGACGACCUGGGAGCCUUGGAGCUGGGCCUGAGUGAGGGACAGGUCAAUGUCACACUCUUUCAGCCAGGCAAGAAGAAACUACAGUUCGCAGCAGGUGAGCCAAAAUGUGUAACUGAACUAACCCUGCCUCAUUAAUAAAUUCUUACCAUUCUACAAAUUAUAAAUAAUGUGCAGAACAUUUGAGAGGGUAGAAUAUUUUUGGCAAAUUAAUACUGUAUGAUCUUGCAAUGCCACAGAAAAAGGUAUAAACAAUAAUUUUGAUUCAUACUGAUUGCUGUUCGCUCAUUCUUGGAAUAUAAAGCUGUUCUAUGGUUUCUGUUUGUUCUUCUCUUCAGGUUACCGUUUGAAUGAUGGUUUCUGGCACACCGUAGACGUAGCAGCCAGGGACAACCUACUGUCCAUCACCAUAGAUGAGGAGGAGGGAUCUCCGCUAAAAAUCACCAACCCUUUCACUGUUCGCACAGGGGACCGCUACUUCUUUGGAGGUGAGCUGUUCACCACACCUGUUCUGGCUCUUCACUUCACUGUUCCCAACAUCAACAUACAUUACAACAGCAACCACUGGAGGUGAGCUGUUGACCAGACCUGGGCUGCUUCCCAAAUGGCACCCAAUUCCCGUUACAGUGCACAACUUUUGGUCUUAUAUUUUUAGUCAUUUAGCAGACGCGCUUAUCCAGAGCAUUUAGGGUUACGUGCCUUGCUCAAGGGCACAUCGGCAUAUUUUUCACCUAGUCAGCUCGGGGAUUUGAACCAGCGAACAUUCCGUUACUGGCCCAACACCAUCUUGAUGUUCUCACUAUCAAAAGAACCGCCCAAUAGGAACAUAUCUUCACACCUCCCUCUGUGCUUUGGUCCUCAGGGUGUCCGAAGACUAACAACACGAUCAGGAAGUGUGAGACCAAGCUGAACCACUUCCACGGCUGCAUGCAGCAGAUCUUUAUCGACAACGAGCCGGUGGACAUCGACAUCAUCCUGCAGCGACGCUGGGGACGCUAUGCUGAACUGUUGUUGGGCACCUGUGGCAUCACUGACAGGUAGGGGGCAUCACUGACAGAUAGAGAGGAGGGAGGGGGGCAUCACAGACAUGUACAAAGGAGGAGGUUGGCAGAGGGGCAGGGGCACAGAUUAAGAUACUAUGGUGAAAUGGUUUGUUUGCAACAGGCUAAACAGUAGUAGCACAAAGGCAAAGGUUACAUACAGUAUCCAUGAUGAAUCCAUGGGUAAAGUGAUUGGAUGUAUUCUAAACACUAUACUCUGCCUUGUAAUAUCAGUGGAGUACAGAGAUUGUGUUGGAAUGUUCCAUCCUGAUUCCCGAUGGACCAAUGUGACAGACAGAGUCAAGGCUCAUUGCUAUAGGGAUUAAUCAUUCUGAGGAUGCCUCUCAGCCCCCAUGGCAGACUGGUGACUUAUAACACUCAGACACCUCCAGGAGAUUGACUACCGGUUGAUGACAGGGGCUAUGCUCAGUUGAAUGCACCUGCCUGGACAGGGAGGAUUAUUUACACCAGAGUAGGAUCCAUGUUAUGGUAACAUAGGUAUAUGAUAUAAAGUGUUUUGAUGGUCACGCUUCCACAUGAAGCCUCUCUCACUGCCAAACGUUUGCAAGAUCAACAUUUUGGAAAAAUGUCAACGUAAGACCAUCACAUGUAACACUAAACUUCAGUCCAGUUUUCUACACUCACUCAUAUUGUCACGCCCUGGCUCUGGGGACUCUUAAAUGUUGAGCCAGGGUGUGGAUUUUCCUUGUUUAGUUUUCUAUGUUUUUCGUUCUAGUUCGUGUAUUUCUAUGUUGGCCAGGGUGGUUCCCAAUCAGAGACAGCUGUAGCUCGUUGUCUCUGAUUGGGGACCAUAUUUAGGCAGCCUGUUGGCAUGUUAUGUUGUGGGAUCUUGUUCUGGAAGGUUUGUGGUCAACCCAGGACUUCACGUAUCGUUUGUUUUGUUUCGUGUUGUGUACUGCAAUAAAAUAAUGUACACGUAUCACGCUGCGCCUUGGUCCGCUUCAUCUAACGACGAUGUUGACACAUAUCUCCUCCUCCACUUCUCCCCUCCUUUUAUAUUAAAUAGAUUUGGGAGGAGCGCCAUUUUCUCUACAAAAUCAUGUGCAAAGACCAUUGUGUACAAAACCAUUGUGUACUAGUAUGUCUUCUUAUCACAUGCUUAUAUCAGUAUGUUACAUAUUCAUCUACUUUAUGGAUUAUGAUACCUUCAUGGUGCCUUCUCUGUUUCACAAGGGUAUCAGCAUGACAAUGUAUGUGCAGUCAACCUUGGUGGUUCGGAGUCUUCCUGGUGUUUCAGGGUGUUUUCACACAUAGUUUUGAGCUAUAGUUCGAAUCAGAGUUCGAUUAUUUAUUACAUUGUAUUUUUUUCAUUUGGUCCUGUUGGUUUCACAUUGCCAAAUGUCAAACGAACUAAAAUUCCUAACCAAAACCAUGUGUCCAUGCAAGCCAUUUAUUUAUUGGACAAAAAUGCUCACGUUAAAUCCAUCUAUGAUUAUCAUCAAGCAUCACUUGUGUGCCCCAAUCUUCAUAUUAUUUUCGCUUUGGUCUUCCAACAACAUGCGGGAGGAAACAGAGCAAUAGCCGCUCUAACUAUAACGUCAAUAGCUAUAAUCAGAGUCCUAUAUCCCCUGUAUAGCCCCCGUCUCCCCUAGUCUGCAUCGAUUGCGCUCAUAAAUCCUCUGAUCUAAAGUUAUGAUGCUGUGUGUAUUUCAUGAAACGCUCGCAGUCAAACAACCAAUAAUACUGCGAGACUCUGGUUAUUUUCCUGUGUUUGGUCUGGACUGCGUUCUCACCUGCAGGAACCGCACCACGCUACGAAUUGAAUCAGACCAAGACCACCCUUUUUGAGCGAACCACGGUGCAUUGUUUAGUGCGCUCCCGAGUGAGGAUAGUGUUCACACCAGUCCAAACGAUCCAAACUAAGUUGAUAAACGCAACAGAGUUCAAUUUGGUGUGAAAGCCCCCUAAUGAGUUGUGCAGUAUUAUUUGUUAUUUGACUGCGAGCAUUUGAUGAAAUGCAUACAGCAUCAUAACUUGAUACAGUAUCUCUGAAACAUUCUGUGAGUAGGAGCGCAUUUAUGAGCGCAUCCGAUGAAGACUAGGGGAGACCGGGGCUAUACCGGGGAUAUAGGGGACUGAAUAUAGGCUAUUCAUGUCACAGUUAGAUCUGCUAUUGCGCUGUUUCCUCCCGCAUGUUCUUGGAAGACCAACGCUUAAGUAAUAUGAAGAUUGGGGCACACAGGUGAUGCUUGGUGAUAAUCAUAGAUGGAUUUAACGUGAGCAUUUUUGCCCAAUAAACAAAUGACUUGCAUGGACACGUGGUUUUGUAUAGGAAUUUCUGUUCGUUUGAUAUUUGGCAAUGUGAAACCAACCAGACCAAAUGAAACAAAUACAAUGUAACAAAUAAUCGAACUCUGAUUCGAACUAUAGCUCAAAACUAUGUGUGACCCUGAGAAUCAAUCUUGAGGGCCAUAUGUGUAAAUUAUAUGAAAGGCCUAUAAAGUAAUUUGUCUGUUGAUGCUAAGGGCUGAGGGGCUGCAGACAACGCCCACCCCAAUCAGAGCGGACCACAGCCCUUACAUUUUCCCUCAUUGUCACGGAUUCUGCCGAGGCUGCCCUUCCUCCUUGCUCGGGCAGGCUUCGGCGUUCGUCGUCACCGGAGUACUAGCUGCUGCCGAUCUAUGUUCUAUGUUUCUAUGAUCUACCUGUUGUUGUCUGAUUGUUUCACACCUGUUUCCCAUCUUGUAAUGACUCCGUCCCUAUUUAACCCUGUGGCUCCCAUUGUGCUCUGUGCGUGUUUGUUUAUUGUUUCGUGUGUUGUUGGUGAGCGGGUUUGUUCCUCCCUGCCUGGAGGUUUACUUGUUUCUUUACGUGUUCAGUAAAGUUACGUUUUCAUUUAGUUCUGUGUCCUGCGCCUGACUUCGUCUACCUCAUUACACUGACAUCGUGACACUUAUACAGUAAAUAAAGCCUGACAGAGGACUACAGAAAAAUGAGAGUGAUAGAGAGAUAUUGAGUGACCUAAUCCUCUCUCAAACCUCUCUUGUCUUUUCAUACUGUCUCUCACCCCCCAAAGAAUGUUUUCUUGUUACUGUAUAACAAGAAAACAUUGUUAUAUGGUCUAUGUCAUGGAAAGAGCAGGUGUUCUUAAUGUUUUGUGUACUCAUUGUAUAUGCCCUGUUUUACUUUUACCCACACUCCUGCAUGGUAUUUUCUCUAGAUGUACUCCAAACCCCUGUGAACACGAGGGCAGAUGUAUCCAGUCCUGGGAUGACUUCAUAUGUCUGUGUGAGAACACAGGCUACAAAGGGGAGGUGUGCCAUAUGUGUGAGUAUUGUCUGAGAGAGCCUACUGUUGUUUGCAAGUAUUAAUGUAACCUCACCAGUGUAACAACCAGUUUGUUGAGGCCUAUAUACUGCGGACCCAUGUCAUCAUCAAAACUUUGCUGGUGUAGAUUAAAACACUACUUCUGCCCCUCUCUUCCCCAACAGCUGUCUACAAAGAGUCUUGUGAGGCCUACAGACUCACUGGUAAAUCCUGGUCAGGCAAUUACACCAUAGACCCUGAUCUGAGCGGACCCUUGAAACCAUUUGAGGUGUACUGCAAGAUGAAAUGUGAGUAACUGACUUUUCAAAUGUAUUUUCUACAUUCAUAAAAUGUACUAGUAUACAAUUAUAUUAUCUGACCAACAUGACUCCAUGGUGCAUAUCGAACAAAAUGGUAGUCAGUGCUUACAGUACCUUUUACUCUUCCACAGCACAAGCAGAAAUGGGGUGUUAUUGAACAUAUUGAGGCAGACAUUAAACAGUGUUCAGGUUGAGGUGAAUGUUGACUAUGUUCCAUGAGGAAUGAAAAGGCAACAGCAGCAGGGGAGACAGCAGGGCCAUCUGUUGGAUGUUGAUCAUGUAAUAAUGAACUCCAACAAGGACAAUGGAGAACCAGUUUGGGGCUAGAUCAGUAAUUGGUUGUGGGGCCAGAGUAUUCUCCAUCCAAUCCUAUCCAAUUAACCAAAACCUAUUCAUGUAGGUUCCAUGUAAAUCCCUUAGAUUAGUCAGGGUCUACUGCAUUAGAGCUGUCUGUGAUAAUAUCAGAUCAUUGGACACGGCACAACAACAAAUUCCUCAGUAGUAGAUGUGCUUUGACGUUGUUUCUCUAGUUUUCUCUCUCUUUCUGUCUGCCUGUCUGUAACUUAAUCUCACUUUUUCACCUCACUUAUACAAUCAUACAUGUUUACCCUUAAUGUUAACCACUUCCUUGUCUGUUGACACAGCUGACAAGGCAUGGACGUUGGUGAUGCAUGACCGAAUCGACGGCAUCAAGGUGACCGGUAGCACGGUGGACCGUCCUUUCAUAGGAGACGUCAACUACUGGAACGCCUCCUGGGACGAGGUCACAGCACUGGCCAACACCUCCAUGUACUGUGAACAGUGGAUCGACUACUCCUGCUACAAGUCACGCAUCCUCAACACGCCCAGUGAGUAGGAGUGGUUAGGGCCUAUGGGCAAUGGUAGGUAUUGAAAGCACCAGAAUCUGUAACUAUUUGUGUGUGUGUGUGUGUAUGUGUGUAUAUAUAUAUAUCCUGUAGGUCUUGACCAGGUUUGCACACACUGCAGCAGGGAUUUUGGCCCACUCCUCCAUACAGACCUUCUCCAGAUCCUUCAGGUUUCGGGGCUGUCGAUGGGCAAUACGGACUUUCAGCUCCCUCCAAAGAUUUUCUAUUGGGUUCAGGUCUGGAGACUAGCUAGGCCACUCCAGGACCUUGAGAUGCUUCUUACGGAGCCACUCCUUAGUUGCCCUGGCUGUGUGUUUUGGGUCGUUGUCAUGCUGGAAGACCCAGCCACGACCCAUCUUCAAUGCUCUUACUGAGGGAAGGAGGUUGUUGGCCAAGAUCUCGCGAUACAUGGCCCUAUCCAUCCUCCCCUCAAUACGGUGCAGUCGUCCUGUCCCCUUUGCAGAAAAGCAUCCCUAAAUAAUGAUGUUUCCAUCUCCAUACUUCACGGUUGGGAUGGUGUUCUUGGGGUUGUACUCAUCCUUCUUCUUCCUCCAAACACGGAGAGUGGAGUUUAGACCAAAAAGCUCUGGAUCAUCCAGAUGGUCAUUGGCAAACUUCAGACGGGCCUGGACAUGCGCUGGCUUGAGCAGGGGGACCUUGCGUGCGCUGCAGGAUUUUAAUCCAUGACGGCGUAGUGUGUUACUAAUGGUUUUCUUUGAGACUGUGGUCCCAGCUCUCUUCAGGUCAUUGACCAGGUCCUGCCGUGUAGUUCUGGGCUGAUCCCUCACCUUCCUCAUGAUCAUUGAUGCCCCACAAGGUGAGAUCUUGCAUGGAGCCCCAGACCGAGGGUGAUUGACCGUCAUCUUGAACUUCUUCCAUUUUCUAAUAAUUGCGCCAACAGUUGUUGCCUUCUCACCAAGCUGCUUGCCUAUUGUCCUGUAGCCCAUCCCAGCCUUGUGCAGGUCUACAAUUUUAUCCCUGAUGUCCUUACACAGCUCUCUGGUCUUGGCCAUUGUGGAGAGGUUGGAGUCUGUUUGAUUGAGUGUGUGGACAGGUGUCUUUUAUACAGGUAACAAGUUCAAACUAAUUCAAUGAUUAAAUCAUAAUAAUCAUAUUCCUUUGCUCUAUUGUCAUGUCAUUCAGAUGGGAGACCGUACAGUUUCUGGAUUGGUCGAAAUAACGAGAGUCACGAGUACUGGGGCGGGGCUUUCCCUGAGAGUGGGAAGUGUGGCUGUGCUAUAAACCAGACCUGCACUGACGCCAGGUUUCACUGUAACUGUGACGCUGACUACCGCCAAUGGUGAGAGAGAAAGGAUUUGAAUGACACUUUUCUAUAACUUUUAGAAAAGUGUUUCCAUAGAUUGAUAUACAUUACUGUACAAAUGGAACCUGUUGUGCAGGUACUCGGACAAGGGCUAUCUGAUGUGGAAGGACCACCUCCCAGUGAGGAAGGUGGUGGUGGGGGACACCAACAGGACCGGGUCAGAGGCCCACUUCAGCCUCGGGCCCCUACGUUGCCAUGGCGACCGUGAGUUGAAGAACUACAUUACCCAGAUGGAUUGAUGAAGUAAAACCAUUCUGUGGUAUAUAAUUUGUCAAAUGAUUGUUUAUCAUGGUUCUGGUUUGGCCUCAUCUCAUGGCCUCUUUGUCCUCACAGGGAGCAUCUGGAACACCAUAUCGUUCACCAAGCCCACUUACAUCGAGUUCCCCACCUUCAGGCCAGGCAGCACCGUUGACAUCUCCUUUCACUUUAAAACCUACCGCCCCCACGGAGUCUUCCUGGAGAACUCAGACGACUGGCUCCGUAACUUCAUACGCAUUGAGCUCAACAGUAAAUUACCACCGAUUACCUAGUGUGAAUCAUAAGAAAUUACUCAUUAAAUAAAGUAUAGGCAUUUUAUAUAUUUAGCAGACGCUUUUAUACAAAGCGCCUUACAGUCAUGCGUGUAUACAUUUUACAUACGGGUGGCCCCAGUGGGAAUCGAAACCCACAACCUUUGGUGUGGUAAGCGCCAUGCUCUACCGACUGAUCCACAUAGGACAUAGGCAUGAAACAUAAUUUCCGAAUUACAAUUUUCUAAAUGUUUUGUUUCAAUGAACACAUUAUCAAUAUUUUCCAGUAUUUAUUUUCCUUUAUAUAUUUUCUCCCUCAUUCUGUUUUGUCUCUUCUUCAUCGUUCUCCCAGCCACCCAGAACCUCGUCUUCAUAUUCAUGGUGGGAGACGGCAUCCUCAAUGUGACGCUACGGUCACCGGUGCCUCUAAACGACAAUGAGUGGCACUUUGUCCAGGCAGAGCUCAACGUGAAGUUGGCCAGGAUCAAGGUGGACUACCAGCCAUGGGCUGUGAGACGCUUCCCUGGCCAGACCUUUGUCACCAUGAAGUUCACCCACCCUCUCCUCGUGGGUACGUCACCUGGCUGUUGGGGCUGGGGAGGACGGGGUGGUGGUCGACAAGGAUUUUUGGACUCCUCCUGGUUGAUGUAGUCCUAUGAGUUUCACCAGCAUGUUUUUUUUUUAUUCUUCUUAAUACAAAAUGCUAAAUUUUGCAAUGUGAUGAUUAACAUAGUGUUCCAAUGCACCCAGGCGCAGCCAAUCGCACGCUGUGGCCGUUCCUGGGCUGUCUCCGAGGGUUACGAAUGAACGGUGUAACCCUUGACUUGGAAGGGAAAGCGAAUGAAGAACAGGGUAUACGGCGGAACUGUACGGGCCAGUGUCUGAACGCGACCAUACCGUGUCGAAACGCUGCCCAGUGUAUCGAGGGCUACGCAGCCUACACCUGUGACUGCGGCAACACUGCCUUCGACGGAUUCUACUGCCACAAAGGUGAGCUCUACACAGGUUGGGUUACCUCAGUUUUGCAUGGAGCCCCAGAAUCACUAAGACUGCCCUAAGCAUGGUGGGUUACACUAACAAAAACCUAGAUUUGUUUUGACAGUGUUGGCGAUAACCACAAAGUUUCAUAAUAGAAAUAGGCAUUUAGCUCAACUUUGUCCUGUUUGUUCCCCCCUUAGACAUUGGGGCCUACUUUGAGAUAGGUUCGUGGUUGCGCUACAACAUCAGAAAGAAGCCUACGACCAAUGAGGAGUGGUGGGCUAACUGGCUGGAUCCCCACUACCACAACUUCAGCCUGGGCUACAACGACACCAGUGAUGAGAUAGAGUUCAGCUUCAGUACCUUCCAGACCCCGGCUGUACUACUCUACAUCAGCUCAUUUGUCCAGGACUACAUGGCUGUCAUCCUGAAGAAAGACGGUAGGAACGCUAGGCAGGGAGGAGCGCUUUAACAUAUGGGUUAUUAUGGUUAAGAUUCAAGGCAGAGAAUGUUCGGAUUGAACUGGCUUUUGAAUGAAGAUUUUACUGUAACUGAUUGAAGUUGGAGUACUGUAUGUUCCACAGGAGGCUGCUUAGGGGAGGACGGCUCAUAAUAAUGGCUGGAACGUAGCAAAUGGAAUGGCAUCAAACACCUGGAAACCAUGUUUGAUGUAUUUGAUACCAUUCCACUGAUUCCGCUCCAGCCAUUACCACGAGCCCGUCCUCCCCAAUUAAGAUGCCACCAACCUCCUGUGGUAUGUUCUUUAGUCAUCCCAUUUAUUUGAGUAGAAACACAAAGCAAGAUAGGACUUGGACAAAAGUACAUCACUGUACUUUACAAGCCAUAAUCCUCACAAUAGUUAAUGGAAAUAUAAUGUUAUAAUGCCUUACAUUAUGAACUGUGGAGUGUAUUGUUGCACCAUCCCUCCACAGGAACCUUAGACAUGAGGUAUAGGUUGGGGUUGAUUACCCACAAGUACCAGCUGUCCUUCAGGAACCUGGCAGAUGGAUACCCCCACUAUGUCAACAUAACCAGACACAACAGAACCAUCAGGACACAGGUACGCUGAUGCUCCACCUGAAUGUCUACACCUGUUAACACCACCUUCCUCCUUCACCACAGUUUAAAAGUAAAUCACAAAUCAGGAUUGUCUGGUACCACAUUACUUGGUUUUGUAUGUUGUGUUCAUAUGUGCAGUUUCAGUCGUUCAUUGAUUUGUUCCUGUUGACAUGUUUAUGGUUGUGUGUGAAUAUCAAUGUGUUUGUGUUGAUGUGUGUAACUCCUAGGUGGACUACAUGGAGCCGAUAGUGGAGAAGAUCACCCUAGUGGAAGAUGGCAGGUUUGACUCACCCAAGAACAUCUUCCUGGGGAGAGUGAUGGGUAAGAUUCAAUUUCACCCCCUAGCUGAAACAUUUCUGCUUUCAUCUUGAGAAUUGAUUUGGUCACACUUUAUUUGGAUAGUCCGGAUAAUCCAUCUGUAGGUGCUCUACAGAUGGUCAUACUAUCAACGAACUCUGUUGAUAAGCAACUGCUUGCUAAGGUUAUGGUUACGGUUAGGGUUAGAAUAAUGGUUAGGGUAAGAGUUAGGGUUAAGUUUAGAGUUAGGAUAAGGGUUAAGGUUAGGGUUAGUAGAUAGUUGAAAUGUUACUGAUAGUCUGUAGAGCAUCUACAGAUGGACUAUCCAUAUAAAGUGUUACCCAUGGGAGUAAGGCAUCAGUUGUCCCACUGUAAGUUUGGGAAUUAGUUAAGGUGGAUGUGCACAUUGUAACUCCUCUGUCCCUCUCUCUAACCCCCUCAGAGGUGGGUGACAUUGACUAUGAGAUCCAGAGGCAUAACAGUCCUGGUCUGGUGGGCUGUAUAUCUGGGGUGAGGUACAACAUCUACGCCCCUCUCAAGACCCUGUUCCGGCCCAACGAGACGGAACCGCCGGUCACCGUGCAGGGCUUCGUCUCCGAGUCUAACUGUGGGGCCUUCCGUCCUGUCCAUGGAUAUGUCCCCUGGGAGGCGGACCCCUGGUUCACUUCUAUAGGUGAGACUACAUAUCCCAGAAGCCAUCAGUAGAUCUACUUUACAUGGGACUACAUAUCCCAUCAGCCAACAUGACCCAGUGAUGAUAGUGUAAAUUCACCAUAAUAACAUAAUUUAUGUAUUUUUUCAUUUCAGAAUACAUCUAUAUCCAUGAUGACCUAGGCCUGUUUUGGUUGACAGGUAAGUCUUUACUGCUUAAGAUUCACAAUAAUGUGAAUAAUUAUACUUUGAUGAUUUUUGUGAAAUCUAUUAGUGUAAGUGUUCAUCCACCGUCUGCCAUCUGUGAGUCCUGACCUUAGUUUACCUCAAGAUUCAGAUUAAGCCUCCUCUCACUCUCUCCCUCUCUCUCUUCCUCUCGCUAUUUCACUGUCUCUCUCUCGCUCCCCUAUUGACACAGAUGGAGAUAGUUGAAAUUUUUAUUUUCCUAAAAUCCCCUAAUCCUAAAUUCUGAGGCCAUCAGAUUCCAGAAUAGGCUUUACGCCCUCCUUCCCCAAGCUAGAAGAAAAAAAUGACAUGUACCAGAACAAAUGCUGGAAUGUAAGAAGGAUAUUUUCUCGUGUCUGUUGAAUAUGAGAGGCGAAGGAAGCCCAGAAAUAGAAAGCAGCUCAGAGAGUCUGUACUCUAUCCCUGUCUGAGACCCUCACCGGAUCAACUAUAUUUAGAGCUGCCCUCCCUCCACUAUUCAUCACAGAUAUAUGCUUCAGCUUAAUGUACUGGAUAAAUCUGAUGUACAGAGGUGUUAUGGUAACGCAGAACAUCUGAGUUUGAUUUCUGAUGUCUGGGCCGGUCCUGCUGUCCCCUUGCCGACCUCGUCCGGUUAUUGGACAUAAUUUGAGAUGGAUGGCUCCCUCAUAACAAUAUGUGGCUGUAUAAGAAAUGAUAUCUCUUGUCUCUAAAGUGAAGUUAAGUGAGCAGUUAUCUUUUUGGCAGAGAACCAACUGAGUCAUAAUGAUAUUGAUUGAAAGGGAUAUUUGUGUCAUCCAUCGAGACACAGGUAUGUCUUUUCACGGUAACAAUUCCAACGUGAGUCAUAGAACCCUACUGUGAUGAACAAUGGAUUUUCUGCUGUUUGCUAAAUACAGUUUUUUUAACCACAUCUUGACUGUGUUUCUCCCUCUAGUUGUUGUCAUCGCGGCCGUGAUAUUGCUGUUCAUAGGUCUGUACAGCAUCUACAUCUAUCUGUACCGGUACAAGGGCAGCUACCACACCAACGAGCCCAAGAACUUCCUGGAGUCCCCUGGAGGCAGCAGCUCCAGACCCCUGACAGGGACCCUGGAGAAGAAGCGACUUCCAGAGAUAGAGGAAGACUUUCGGAGUGACUAGCCUCAGGCUGGGGAACGGUGGGAGGGGAG